Messenger RNA from Brassica rapa (field mustard), 1249 nucleotides. Its product is annotated as ribonuclease H2 subunit B. NCBI's taxonomy places the organism in Eukaryota, Viridiplantae, Streptophyta, Magnoliopsida, Brassicales, Brassicaceae. Gene Ontology annotation, cellular component: ribonuclease H2 complex; nucleoplasm. Gene Ontology annotation, biological process: RNA catabolic process. The record is from RefSeq and is a predicted model, not a curated record.
UUGUCUAUGGGCCGACUUUUCUUGUUAAAAGCCCAGGCCCAUAUUUAAAAGCGCGCGCUACCUCCUGCCGUGGCGGGAAUCUGGUGAAUGUCGUUUCUCUCGUCUGAUCCGAAUCAACACGACAACACCAACUGUUCGAUGAAAUGUCUUUCAGAAACUUCGUCCUGAUUCAUUUAACUCACUAGUUUCUCGCAUUCAUCACUGGAUUUGGGCUUACUAAAAGCUUGAAGAUAAUAUGAGUUCUACUGUUUGGUGGGAAGGAGUUGAGAAGACACGAGUCCUCAUUUCCCCUGAUUUAGGAUGUGGAGGAAACAAACCUGGAGAACUAUUAACACUACGCCAUCCAAAAUCAGAAAAUGGAACCUGCUACCUUUUUAAUAACGGCAUGCUUCAAGAGAUUCAAUGGUUUAAGCAAUCAUAUGGUUCUUGGUUCCUGGGAGAUUACAUUUCUCAAGAUGGAAGCUUAUAUAUGGCUACUCCGGUUGAUCCUGUUUUCAUCUUGUUGCCUGUUUUCGACCAAGCAAGAAUGAAGAAAGGUGAUGAUCCUGGAAAGUUCAGGCAACUGGAUGAGAUUUUAUUUGUGGAAGGAUAUCCUGAAUAUCAACAUCUGUUGUCACUUGCAGAGAAGUGUAUGGAGAUCGUUUGUCAAACUCAAGAGGUUGGAUCUAUGAAGUUCUAUCGGCUUGAUAACUCGAAAGUUUUAGCUUGGUUAACUUGUAAGGUGCGCUCUUUAAAGAAGGCUCUACCGGCAUUAGACAAGAACUAUGCAGCUCAAGAUGAGAAACAAACAUUGGUGGAUGCAGUUUCAAUCGUGGGAGAGUACCUGAAGACAGAGCCUUGGUUGAAGCUUCUCUAUGAUUGUCUUGGACUCGAGUUUGUUGACCCAACGACGAAAGAAACCAAUACGGAGACCUUUCCAAAUGCAAUUGAGAAUAAAAUGGAAUACUCAAACUCAUUACAGGAGAAAGCAAACAAGAAGACAGGAAAACAUGGGAAACAGACAAAGCAAGCAAAGGUAGAGACUGGAUCAAAGAACAUAAGGGAUAUGUUCUCAAGGGCUUGUAAGAAAAAGUGCUGACAACAUCCAGCUACUUAUGAUUGUUAUUUUUAGCUUUCAGCUAUUCUCUUUGCUUAGCUAGCAACAUCUUAAACAAAGACCGAGUCACAUUUUAUUUGAAUUAUCAGUUUCUAACUAGUAUUUCUUAUUAGCUGAAAUAUGUAUUACUCUUUGCUACAAGAAUUUGCUUAU